This is a messenger RNA of Lycium barbarum (goji berry), 1457 nucleotides long. RefSeq names its product F-box protein At3g07870-like. NCBI's taxonomy places the organism in Eukaryota, Viridiplantae, Streptophyta, Magnoliopsida, Solanales, Solanaceae. The transcript is spliced from 2 exons. The coding region runs from base 158 to 1387 and encodes 409 amino acids. Gene Ontology annotation, molecular function: protein binding. The record is from RefSeq and is a predicted model, not a curated record.
UUUUGGUUUUUCUUACUUUCAAUUGGAAAAGGAUAUCUAUUUUUUAAGCAUAUAAACCGAAAUAUACAUCAGCAAAAUCAAUUUGCAAUCCAAAUAAUUGAAUAAUUGCGGGUGGAGGCGAAAUAAUCCACAAGUUCAGAAUUUUCAACAAGCUGUAAUGGCACUUGAAUGCUUCACAUGGAUUACAGGACUGUUGGGUUCACUGUUUCUUACAAUAAGAGUUGAUGAUGGUGAAACUUUUGAACGUUUGCCUGAUUGUCUUAUCAUUGAUAUUCUGAGUAGGCUGCCGGCACAUUCUUUUAUUAGAUGUCGAUGGGUUUGCAGGCGUUGGAGAGCUUUGGUCUCAUCACAUGACUAUUUUACCACCUUACAUGAUGAUCUUUCUAGAGCUAGUAGACCCAUGGUUCUCAUACAGGAUCAUUUUGCCAGGAACGGGCGGGAUCUUUAUGUUUUUGGUGAAAACAAGAAGAAGAAGAAGAAGAAGAAGAAGAAGGCCGCCUUCAAGAAACUUCAUCUCAGAUCUGAGCUUAUGAUUAAUAAGUACUGGGAACACCCCUUUCUUUUAUACUCUUGUCAAGGAGUUCUUCUGUUUGCUUCCUCAAGGUGGCAGUCUACUUAUUAUGUUCUCAAUCCGAUAACGCAGGAGGAAGUAACUAUACAACAUACACUUCACCCCGGCUUCUUAUGUGCUCUGUACUUUUGUCCUUACACAAGACAAUUCAGAAUUCUUUACGUGCAAGUGCGAGGCAGUUUUUGUCAGUAUUUCGUAUAUAUUUUCCGGACACAAACGUGGAGGAAAAUCCGUUCGUCCUCUUUCAACUUUUUGCCAUCUGGUGUCAAUUCGGCAGUUGUUAAUGGAGCAUUGCAUUGGGUCAUGCACCACGAUAUAGAAAGAAAAAAUACUCCUUGUGAAAACGGAAUCAUGGUUUUUAGAAUGAAUAAGGAAGAACUCUCUGCUAUGCCUCAUCCUGGAAGUACUGUGUGCAACUCAAAGCGAGCGCAUCGAACUAUGACUCUUUUUGUGAAGGAUGAUUGUUUGUCUUUUUGUAACUUGCUUUUCCCUGAGUAUGCUGUCGAUAUAUGGAUUUUGGAAGACUAUGAGACGCGAGCGUGGAUCAAAAGGUACAAGGUUAAUCUCUCUGAUAGGAGAAUUUUCCCUUUUAGUUUGUGUUUCAUGGAAAUUCCAUCGCUUGCUGACGACAAAUCUGGGCGGAUAAAGCUUCUGAACAUCCAAGAAGGUGAACUUUUGCUUCUCGUGUGGAACGAAGGGUUAUUUCUAUACAAUUUAGAUCAUAGAACUAUGAAGAGAAUUGAAUUGCCACGGCAGGAAAUGAAGUCAUAUUGUACUUGUAGGCCUUAUAUGAAGAGUUUCCUGGCAAUAGCCUAAAUACUUUCCAUGUUCUUAUUAUUAACCUUUCUAAUAUAUAUAUAUAUAUAUAUAUAUAUAUUUUUUUUUU